Messenger RNA from Nicotiana tabacum (common tobacco), 447 nucleotides. The record is from RefSeq and is a predicted model, not a curated record. NCBI's taxonomy places the organism in Eukaryota, Viridiplantae, Streptophyta, Magnoliopsida, Solanales, Solanaceae.
AUGUUGACUGGAAAAAGAAACCUUGAUAUUGUCCUAACUGCUGAAGGUUACAAAUUUGUAAUCACUGAGGAGUGCCCAGAAAAACCUGAAAAUGCUACUGAUGAUCCGGUUAAUGCCUAUGACAAAUGGGUUAAGGCUGAUGAGAUGGCGCGAUGUUACAUUCUUGCCUCUAUGACGAAUGUUUUGCAACAUCAACGUCAGUCUAUGGGGUCUGCUUAUGAUAUGCUCGAAAAUCUCAAAGAGAUGUUCGGUGAGCAAAAUUGUGCAGCUAAGCAUACAACCAUGAAAGCCAUUUUGAACACCAAAAUGGCUGAAGGAUCAUCGGUCACGGACCAUGUUCUGAAGAUGAUGAGUCUUCUGAAUGAACUGGAGAUCCUUGGAGCUGUGAUUGAUAAGGAGUCUCAAGUUGAUAUGGUCCUGCAGACUCUGCCUGACAGUUUUCAAUAG